Aaosphaeria arxii CBS 175.79 is the source of this 1172-nucleotide messenger RNA. RefSeq lists its product as uncharacterized. The coding region runs from base 146 to 865 and encodes 239 amino acids. Gene Ontology annotation, cellular component: EMC complex. NCBI's taxonomy places the organism in Eukaryota, Fungi, Ascomycota, Dothideomycetes, Pleosporales. The transcript has 3 exons. The record is from RefSeq and is a predicted model, not a curated record.
UGAUACCUACACCACAACGUCGUUACCCAGUGGUCGUGACAAUAGUCGGUUGAUCGUUUGGCCGAACCCCCGACCUCCUUCGUCCCGCCGCCAAACCUCCAACACCAACAAGCCAAGGUUCCCCAAACCACAACGUCAAGCCAACAUGAAGUGUAGUCUCUUCUCGCUCGCCGGACUGGCAUCAACAGCACUCGGUGCGCGCUUUGCGCUCCAUGUACCCAACACACAGCUUGUCAACCCCUCGACUCUGCCAUCUUCCACCCACGCCAUCCUCCAGUCUUCGGGUCCGCCUCAGGAAGCAUAUCUCACACGGUCGAACUCGUUCAACUUUUACAAUGUCUCCGCUGGAAGCUACCUGGUGACCAUACAUUCCCGUGACGCCCUGUUCGAGCCUCUUCGGAUCGAUGUCAGCCUAGAGGAAGCUGUGGAAGGCAGCGGGGAUAAGAAGGAGGUGAUCAAGUCGUGGCAGACAUUCAUCGGCAACGAGUGGGACAACAAGGGCGAGUCCCGCGGAGAAGGCGGCAAUGGUGUCGUGUUGGAAGCCCGCCUCCUUGGGAAGAAAUACUAUUUCCAGGAACGCAGCGGAUUCUCCCCGCUUUCUUUCUUGAAGAACCCAAUGAUGCUCAUGGCAUUGUUCUCCAUGGUUCUCAUCUUCGGCAUGCCUAAGCUCAUGGAAAAUAUGGAUCCCGAGACCCGUGCCGAGUUCGAAGAGAUGCAGAAGCAGAGCCCUCUAGCUUCUGGCGGAGCCGCCAACCCAGCCCAAGCUAUGCAGAACUUCGACCUCGCCUCCUGGAUGGCCGGCAAGACUGAUACCUCGAACAGCCGCGGCCACAGCCCAGCUCCUCAAGGCAAGAAACGGGGAUGAUUGUUGAUGAAUUGGAGUGUAAAAACAGGUCGAGAGGAGAUGAGGCUCCUGUGCAACGACCAUGGUGUAGCUUUUAAUGACUGUUCGUCGAUACGUCGGACGAUUACAUAGAGAUUACAUUAUACAUCAUAAACGCCAAAUACCUGUUUGGUUAACCCUGUGCCGCUUUCACACGGUUGCUAAACUAGAAUUGCUAUAUAUUCAAUUGGUAUCUACUCUAGUAUGUUCAGCAAAAGCAUGACGGAUAUAUUGAUUUGAUCUCCCCAUGUAAUUUCUGUCUCAAACAUCGAAAUCCAUCUCUCAAACC